Messenger RNA from Impatiens glandulifera, 725 nucleotides. RefSeq names its product 14 kDa proline-rich protein DC2.15-like. The transcript has a single exon. Lineage: Eukaryota; Viridiplantae; Streptophyta; Magnoliopsida; Ericales; Balsaminaceae. The record is from RefSeq and is a predicted model, not a curated record. The coding region runs from base 63 to 497 and encodes 144 amino acids.
UCCCUAAGUCAUUACCCUAUCAAUUAGUAAUUUUGAGAGAUAUCUUGCCUAGCCCAUUUUCCAUGGCCACCCAUAACAAGAACCUUUCUACCACCAUUCUCAUUUUAUCUCUUCUUUUCUUCUCCACAUUUGCUUCCGCUUGUGUUCCAUGUACUCAUACCAAGCCACCACCCAUCAAACCACCACCCAUCAAGCCACCACCCAUUAAGCCACCGCCCAUCAAGCCACCACCGGUGCACCCUUCUUGCCCUAAGGACACACUCAAGCUCGGAACUUGUGUUGAUGCUCUCGGUCUUGUCAAUGUGAUAAUAGGGGGAGACCCUUAUGCCAAAUGUUGUACCUUACUUGACGGGUUGGCUGAUCUUGAAGCUGCUGCCUGCCUUUGCACGGUCAUAAAGGCCAAUGUACUUGGAAUACACUUGGAGGUGCCCGUUGCUCUUAGCUUGCUCGUUAAUGCAUGUGGAAAGAAUCUUCCCCCGGACUACACAUGUGCAUAGGCUGAUAAAACGGUUGAGGAAUGUUACAACAUGAACUUCUUUUAAGUAGAAAUGGUUCAAGCAACGUCUUGUGUGCGGAUUCAAGCAUCGAGUUGUUUAUUUAUGUACUUGUAAGCGGCAAAAACUCAUUUGCCCUUUUUAUUUUCUUUUAUUAUGCUUAUUGUAAGGUUGUUUUCAUGUCCAAGGAAACAAUAUUUCUCAUUAUAUUUCACAAAACAAUUAUCCCCA